AUGUCAUCAGCAGAUGCGACGUUCAGUUUACUGGACGAAGAAGAAGAAAGAGAUGAAGUUGGACCCUCCUCAAAUAAUGUUCCUCCAAUAACCAAAGGCCGUCCAUCCCUUCGAUCCAUUUCUCUUUCUCAAGCUCCCAGUGCUCCUCGAGAUCUAGAAAAUGGGAAUGGGCAGGCAAGUUGCGCAGAACUUCACAAGAUGGCUGCUGGUUCGACGACUUCUCUGACUUCCCAAUCGAAGAAUGCCAAGAAAGUGAACAAAUUCUACAAGAAACAGAAUGAGUUGUUAGAGAACUUCAAAAAUGACAGUGAACAAAUUGAACAAUUCAAUCGUACCAGACGGCGGACCACCAGUAAGGAAGAAGAUGAUAUCGAUGACAUCAUUGCAGCAGCCAUCCCACCAGUGAUUCCAGAAGAUAGAGCUGUCGUGGCUCCUCUAGUGAAGCAUGUGGAUGGAACAGACGAACCGGAAGUAGUGAUAUUCGACGUGCCACGCAGUCCUAGGAAUCCUAGAAGAAAGCCAAUGGAGAGAAAUGAUACGGAAGAGAAAUCGUUCGACGAGAAGAAAGAAGAUGAGACGAAUGCAGCUGCUCGAAUGGCAAAGAUCACACUUUUCGUUAAUUUCUUGUUGAUGAUUGCGAAGGUCGUGGCAUCUGUGUUAUCUGGAUCCAUGUCUAUUAUCUCUUCAAUGGUAGACUCUGUCGUUGAUAUCACUUCUGGACUUGUCAUUUCCAUGUCGGAAAGGAUGAUCAAGAAAAGAGACCCGUAUUUGUACCCGAGAGGAAGAACUCGUUUGGAGCCACUCGCUCUGAUUCUUAUUAGUGUUAUCAUGGGAAUGGCUUCGAUCCAACUCAUCAUCUCAUCUGUGAGAGGAAUUCAUGAUGGAAUUCAAUAUGAUCUUUACGGUAUUGGAGAAGAACCAAAACUGAAUGUGACUAUCAUUUCCGUGGUGAUAAUGGUGUCUACCGUCCUCAUCAAACUGUCUCUUCAUCUCUUCUGUAAACGAUAUAAGGAACCAUCCGUUAAUGUUCUUGCCAUGGACCAUCGUAAUGACUGCAUCUCCAACACUGUUGCUCUUCUAUGUGCUUGGCUUGGAACUAAGUAUUCAUAUUACUUUGAUCCAGCGGGAGCUAUUAUUGUUUCUCUUUAUAUUCUGUAUACCUGGGUGCAAACUGGAAGAGAACACUUGGCCAAGUUAUCAGGAAAAACAGCAGAGCCAGAGUUCAUCAACAGAAUAAUCAAAGUUUGCUUGGACCACGACAAUAGAAUUUCUCAUAUUGAUACGGUUUAUGUCUACCAUUUUGGAAGCAAGUUCUUGGUAGAGGUUCACAUUGUGCUUGACGAGAACAUGAUCCUUCGUGAAUCUCAUGACAUCAGUGAAACUCUUCAAUCGAAUAUCGAAUCCUUGCCAGAAGUUGAGAGAGCAUUCGUUCAUACGGACUAUGACUAUGAUCAUCAUCCAAAUGACGAGCACAAAGUUGUUUAA
Messenger RNA from Caenorhabditis remanei, 1485 nucleotides. RefSeq lists its product as uncharacterized. Gene Ontology annotation, molecular function: monoatomic cation transmembrane transporter activity. NCBI's taxonomy places the organism in Eukaryota, Metazoa, Nematoda, Chromadorea, Rhabditida, Rhabditidae. Gene Ontology annotation, cellular component: membrane. Gene Ontology annotation, biological process: monoatomic cation transport; transmembrane transport. The transcript has 6 exons. The record is from RefSeq and is a predicted model, not a curated record. Bases 1 to 1485 code for a protein of 494 amino acids.